Molecule: messenger RNA, 1399 nt
Organism: Anguilla anguilla (European eel)
Lineage: Eukaryota; Metazoa; Chordata; Actinopteri; Anguilliformes; Anguillidae
Exons: 8
Coding region: 371-1021 (216 amino acids)
Source: RefSeq, a predicted model, not a curated record
UGGAACGGCAUUCACAUUUAUCAGAAGCUCUUAUCCAGCACAGCUUACAGAAGUGCGUCUAUCAAGCUUUAGGCAACAAGCAGAGAGGAUGUGACACCAUCAGUGUCACAGCCAAUGACAGUGCACAGGAACAGGAAGUGGGACAAUUGAAUGAAUAAAUAACAAAUCUCUCAAUUUUUCUUUUGCAGGUCAUUUAUCUUCCUCCAGCUCCACUGCAGGUAUAGAUUUCUCUGGAUGGGGCUUGGGAAAUAAACCCUUAGGCUGAGCUCAGAGCCCUGUCAAUCACACAAACACAAAGGCCUUUCUCAUGCCCAAUAAAGAUAACAAUGCAUUUUAAGUUAUUUAUUUUAUUGUUUUAGGUACUCCUGGAAUGACUACCAAACCAACAACACAGUCAGUUGCGACCAAAUGGCCAGUGCCCCCAUUAGAGGCUCUGCCCAGGCUGUCUAUCCCAACAGUGGCCUUCCUGGUGGUAGUGGUGCUGUUGUUCCUGCUUCUGGUGGUGCUGGGUGUUCUGCUGCUCCAGAACAGAGAGCUGAGGAGAGCCCUGUCUCAACGGGACCACGCCCCUCUGCACGAAGCCGUCUACGAGGAGAUCGAGUGCAAACUGGCUGAAAGGGGAACCGACAGUGCCCUCCGGUGGGGGAGUCGCCUAUCUGAGGAUCCGCCCUCUGGGUAUGAAGACGUGGGAGAAGGCGAGGGACUCUCCCUCUCAGGGGACCUGGUGACGGAGGACACACCAGAGAACUAUGAUGAUGUCAUCACUGCAGAUAAGCAUCCAGACAGUGUGACAGGGGAGCUGGUGGACGGAGAUGCACCAGAGCGCUAUGAUGAUGUCAUCACCAUGCAGCCAGGCCCAGAUGCUUUUCCAGGGUAUCAUGUGACAGACACAGAGGAGAAUUAUGAUGAUGCCGUGACUCUGGACUGGAUUCAAGUGGGGGAGAGCGUUCUGGCCCCCGAAAGCCCUCCAGUUCCCAGUGGGAUGGACUAUGAUGAUGUGGGGGAGGAGCCUCCUGAAUGAGGAGGAGCAUCUUGAGAUUGGCACUUCUAACUGAGGAAGAGUCCGCUCACUCAAGUUUGGAUAGCAGAGCGUACAAGGAAACAUUUAUCCUACACAGUGUCACAAGGAAAAUAUUUUAAUGUGAUAAAACCACAUCCUAGUAGAUCAGCCAUUCAUCAAUUAGUAAUUCACCUGGAAUUAUUGACAGUAGAUUCCUUAGCUUGUUCAUAAAUUAGAACAUUGUAAGUGCUGGUACUUAUAUAAAUUGGCUAAAACAGCUUGCAUUCAUUGACACAAUGAAUCAAUUAUUGCAGUACUACUCGUUUCAUGCUGCUUUCAUUUCUACCCAAACUGGUUCAAUAGACUGGAACUUUUCUCUUUCAGCAUUUAAAAAUCUGU